GCUCACUCAGGCUUUGCGGGUUUCGAGAGCUCUCUGUUCCUACAUUUAGUCUUCUUUCCCGGAGUUUCAUCAGUGUCGGCCGUCUGAGCGGAUCACUUAAGCGCGAGACAUUCUUAGGUCUCGACGCGAACAAUCGGGGCAUCCCCUGAAUUUCCCUGCCUGGGAUGCCCGACACAGGGCCCAUCCAUUGUUCUUGCUCUGUCAGUGCGAAAUCCGUCAGGGAUGUCCAAUUUCGAUUUUGACCUGUUGAUCUCAUUGUCAACUGCGUACGGUACACGCACGGCCGUCUCUGUUCAUGAAUGUCUCGAGUCUAUGUGACGGAAACUCUUCCGUCCUAUCUGACAGGGCUGGCAGUCUCCUGUCACACGUCUCGCCUGUGUCAGGACAGAACGCCCUGUGUUAAGUGAUCGAGGCCUUCGGUUGAUUAAGUAAUUAGCAAUAAAUUGGAACUUAUUGGGACCCAAUUCGUGUCUCGCCCUACUCUUGACGAGCGUCGGACAAUUUGGUGAAGGAUAAGGAUUAGUAGUGGCUGGUCAGUAACCCAGUGAAUUAGUGCAUCGGAGGAUUUUUCGUCUCAGUUACGUCUUCGCGAGAAUUGGGUUUCGAAUUUUUUUAAGACGGACUGGAUUUUAUGCGAGUGGUUGGAUUCAUCAAGGCACUCGGUGAAUGCUCUGUCGGUAUGUGUAAAUUUUGGUCGGGCACAACGGCGUAGGCCUGAACUCUGUUGCCGGAAAAAUUCUGGUGAAGGAGAGGGAAGAUUGUCAGAGGCGUUACGUUUGUGGUGACUGUUGCAAUGUCUGCGGUGGUUUGCGGGAAGCGGUCCCUUUUCGACGAUCUGCACGGCUCGCCUCCCAUCGCUAAAAGAAUCCGCUGUGGGGGCAAUUCUCCCAUUCGCUUCCAGUCCGUUGUCUCGCCGAUUAGAAUUGGCGCAGGAGGAGCUGCGGAGGCAGGGUCGCCCGGGCGGCCUUCUGUCUCUUACUUGGACGAGCAUCUUACUCAGCUUCGAGCUUCUUUUCCCGAGAUGGACGGACAGCUGGUGGAGAAAGUUUACGAGUCAUGCGGGAGGAAUUUGGAUUCCGCUAUCAAGAGCCUAACUGAUCUCAGACUCAGUUCUUGUGAACUUAUCAACCCUUGCGAGAAUGGAGGGCAUUCCGCUUCCUCUGGUGCACCCUCUUCAUCAGCAAGCGUUGCGGCUGUCACUGAAGGGUAUGGACAAAAUACUGUCGUCCAAACUUCUCUGGGGGAAGAUAAAACAUGCCAACAACCUGCGGGAAAUAUCCCCGGCGAUGGCACCGAGUGGGUCGACCUCCUCGUGAGGGAGAUGUUGAGUGCUUCAGACUUGGAAGACGCCAGGAUGAGGGCUACUCGUUUGUUGGAGGCGUUUGAGAAAACAGUUGCCUCUCGCACGGGAGUUAUCACAGAGGUCGUCAGAAAAGAAAACAUGGCUCUCAAGGAACAACUCCAAGGUUUGCUGAGAGAUAACCAUAUCCUCAAAAGGGCAGUUGCUAUUCAGCACGAACGCCAACUGGAGCAUGAAGAGCGAUCCAGGGAACUUGAAGCAGUGAAGCAGCUUCUCACACAACACCAAGAACAGCUUCGGAGCCUUGAGCUUAACAACUACGCUCUUACUUUGCACCUGCGCAAAGCGCAAGAAGGGAGUUCCAUUCCCGGACGAUUUCAUCCCAAUUUGUAUUAGUAGCUUGGCAUAAGCAACUCCAUCUACUACUCUUCGAAAUGCAAAGGUCGACUUCGAUGAGUCAGGGUUACUUAUUCCUAUCUGAUUUUCAAGGACUUCCGAGAUGGGGGCCACUCAGAGUCCCCUUAGGUUGUUGGAAUUUUGGUGAUGCGAACUAGCGAACAUACUUCAAAUUUCGGGUGGGUCUCGGAUUUUGGGAGGACGUAGUUUGCGGGAAUACAGGGGAAAUGAUCUUACUGUCAAAGGACAAAUCAUCACGUGUUAGAUUAGACAAGACGUUCGCGAUAGAUAACCUGUUCUGGGAUGAUAAUUUGUGAAUUGUACAUGUAGUUCAUCAUCAUAAGUCUACGGAGAAUGUAAAUGUCCUCUUAUAAAACUAUCGCAUUAUUUUGUGCU
Marchantia polymorpha subsp. ruderalis is the source of this 2092-nucleotide messenger RNA. The record is from the annotation of a GenBank genome assembly. Lineage: Eukaryota; Viridiplantae; Streptophyta; Marchantiopsida; Marchantiales; Marchantiaceae.